AUGGAUCCACGCACCAUAGGCGCUUGCCAAACACUCGCGGCCCAAGGCUAUGCUCCAGCAGAAUUAUACACCGGACCAUGGGCGAACGUCCACCAAGGAUUGUCAGGCCAAUACAAAGACAUCCUUACCACUUACUGGCAGCAGACUAUCAAUCACCUUGAAACCGAGAAGCACGAGUUCAAAAUUCACCAGUUGCCACUUGCGCGAAUCAAGAAAGUCAUGAAAACUGACCCCGAAGUCAAGAUGAUUUCAGCUGAAGCGCCCAUAUUGUUUGCGAAAGGAUGCGACAUCUUCAUCACAGAGCUAUCAAUGCGGGCUUGGAUACAUGCCGAAGAAAACAAGCGGCGCACCCUUCAGCGAUCAGAUAUUGCAUCCGCACUGGCAAAGUCUGACAUGUUUGAUUUCUUGAUUGACAUCGUUCCUCGAGAGGAAGCGUCAAGUCAUGCGAAGAGAGCCAACGCACAGCCUGCAGCUCCACCAACAGUUCCUACAGCUCCUGGUCAGCCUUCGAUGCCGGGGCAGCAUGGUAGUAUACCCCAGCCAGGGAACCAUUCUUCCCACCCGCUUGGCCCAGGCGAUUAUAUGGGUAGCCACGCCUUGGCUCCUGACCAAGACUAUCGACAAGCUGCCAACAUAUACCCUGGUCAGGUCCCUCCUGGUCCUUCUCCUUCUUAUAGCCAAGCACAGGCACCAAUGUACGGCGAGAUGGAAGGAAUUUACCCUUACCCAACUAUGCAACCUCAACAGGUGAGAUAA
Molecule: messenger RNA, 756 nt
Organism: Geosmithia morbida
Lineage: Eukaryota; Fungi; Ascomycota; Sordariomycetes; Hypocreales; Bionectriaceae
Exons: 3
Coding region: 1-756 (251 amino acids)
Biological process (GO): regulation of DNA-templated transcription
Cellular component (GO): CCAAT-binding factor complex; nucleus
Molecular function (GO): DNA-binding transcription activator activity, RNA polymerase II-specific; protein heterodimerization activity; DNA binding
Source: RefSeq, a predicted model, not a curated record